AACCCUGGGGCUAUCCUGCGGACAAAGUUGUGGAAGUUGACAUAUGUUGGACUACUAAGACAGAGAAAGAGAGUGAACUCGGGGGACGAAGACGAUCAUGGAUAAUGAGAAACUUCAAGACCUAAAGCAAUUCGUGGAGCUAUGCAAAACGAACCCUUCAAUUUUACAAAAUCCUUCGCUUUCUUUUUUCAAGAACUUUCUCGAAAGCUUGGGUGCUCGAGUUCCUACAUCCGUUAAAUCUGAAAAAGGUGGAGAUGAACAUCCUGAUGAAUUGGAUGAGGACAUUAUAGAGUCUGAUGUUGAGUUGGAUAACACUGAUACCGUGGAACCUGACAAUGAUCCUCCACAACAGAUGGGAGUUUAUUCAGGUGAAGUUACUGAAGAAAAUCGAGAUGCUGCUCAAACAUCAAAAGCUAAAGCUCUUGAUGCAUUAUCUGAAGGCAAGCUUAAUGAAGCCAUAAAUCAUUUAACAGAAGCUAUUUUGUUGAAUCCAAAUUCUGCAAUAUUAUACGCAACAAGAGGUAGUGUCUUCAAUAAGCUGAAAAAACCCAACGCCGCGAUCCGUGAUGCUGAUGCUGCAUUAAAGAUCAACUCUGACUCAGCAAAAGCAUACAAAGUAAGGGGUAUGGCUAGGGCAAUGUUGGGCUUAUGGAAAGAGGCAGCUAACGACCUUCAUGUGGCAUCGACGAUAGAUUUUGAUGAGGAGAUUGCAGAGAUACUUAAAAAGGUUGAACCUAAUGCUCGUAAAAUUGAAGAGCACUGCCGAAAAUAUGAGCGUCUGAGACAAGAGAAGAAGCAGAGGAAAAUUGAGCGUGACAGGCAGUGCCGUCAAGCAGAAGCAAAGGCAGCUUAUGAAAAGGAUGAAAAGAAAGAACAACAAUCUCAACAUAAAGCUUCUGGUCCUGACUCUGGUUCUGAUUUAAAUGGUGGAAAAAUUAUUGGUAUCCAUUCUGUGAGCGAACUGGAGACAAAGUUAAAUGCUGCUUCCAGAGCAUCGCGUCUAGCUGUCCUUUACUUCACUGCGACAUGGUGUGGGCCUUGUCGUUUCAUUUCUCCAGUUUUCACAAGCUUGGCGGAGAAAUAUCCAAAAGCUGCAUUUCUAAAGGCUGAUAUAGAUGAGGCAAGAGAUGCGGCUUCAAGAUGGAACGUCAGUAGUGUUCCAGCUUUCUUUUUCAUAAAAUAUGGCAAGGAGGUUGACAGAGUAGUAGGUGCUGACAAGAAUUUGCUGGAGAAAAAGAUCGUUCAAUAUGCAGGCUAACUUCAUAUGGAUUGAAUUUGUGCAUUACUUUCUCUGUUUCAGAAUAAUAGUAUGUGAUUUGGCUGGUUUGGUGAUAUAAAUGUCUUUGUUUGUUGAAAUAAAGGCACAGUUUCUUAAGUUUCUUUCAGUGAAGAACUGUUUUCAAGGUUUCCUAA
Molecule: messenger RNA, 1413 nt
Organism: Nicotiana tabacum (common tobacco)
Lineage: Eukaryota; Viridiplantae; Streptophyta; Magnoliopsida; Solanales; Solanaceae
Product: TPR repeat-containing thioredoxin TDX-like
Cellular component (GO): histone deacetylase complex
Molecular function (GO): protein dimerization activity; Hsp70 protein binding
Source: RefSeq, a predicted model, not a curated record